Messenger RNA from Adineta steineri, 4476 nucleotides. The record is from the annotation of a GenBank genome assembly. NCBI's taxonomy places the organism in Eukaryota, Metazoa, Rotifera, Eurotatoria, Adinetida, Adinetidae.
AUGUUGACUGUGUGGUUUGUUCAAUUAUUUAUUUUAUUCAAUAUUAUUGUUGCACAACCACCUACUUGUUAUCGUUCAUCACGAUACUUCGUACCUCAAACAUCAGGCGAUAAUGGUUUUCGUAUAACUGUUGAAGGAGGUUUUAAAACAUACGUUCCAGGACGAACAUACAAAGUUUCAUUGAGUGGUUUCAAAAGUCAGUUUUAUCAAUCCGUGUUUAAAGAAUUUAUGCUUAUUGCUGUUUCGUCAACAUGGUCUGAUGAACAAUCAUAUAAACCCAUUGGACAUUUUGAAUUAUUACCAUCAACAAAUACGAAUGACGAAUCAAUGCAAGAAGCUACAAUUAGUCAACGUAAUUGUCAAGGUGGUGUUACAGAUGCUAAUCCGGAUAAAUCAAAAAAUUCCAUAUCUGUCGAUUGGAUUGCACCACGUCAUCCACAAGGAUGUAUUUCAUUCAAAGCAACUGUAGUACGUUCCGAUACAGUUUGGUUUAAAGAUGAUAACGCUCUUACGUACACAAUGUGCGAAGAUCAAAUGCAUAUGAAAAAAAUGAUGCAACAAUGUUGUGCUUGUGGUGAAGCAAAAUAUCAAUUAACAUUUAAAGGACUUUGGUCACCACAAACACAUAAAAAAGAUUGGCCAUCAACAACAGCACAUUUUUCAACAACUGUUGGUGCUGUUCAUAAUCCAAAUUAUACAUUAUUUGAAGUUGGUUCCUAUGCAAAUCGUGCUCUAAGUGAUUUAGUUUUAACCGGUGAAACACAUACACUUGAACAAGAAUUAGCAAAUGAACAACAUAAUAGAGGAUCAGUUGGUUUACGUUUUGUAACGUCCGGUACAGGGUGGUAUCAAGCUAUUCGAGUUAAUCAUGAUUUUCCUCGAUUAUCUCUUUCAUUCAAUGGAGUUAUACGUAGUUUAAUACUUGCUCGACCUUUAAAAAUAUCAUCUAAUGAAAUUGCGUCAACAAUGAAUGUAUUUACUGUUUCUCCUCAUCAUUCUAAAUUGAGUUUUGUUAGCAAAAUUUCACCCAGUCCUGACUGGUUUACAGGAAUUAGUGGAGUUGAUUUAUGUUUAUCAAAUUGUACAUGGGUAGAACAAUAUUCAGAAGAUCUUUAUCCAUUAGAUGCUGGAGUUGAUAGUGGAAUGACAUAUGCAGCAAGUCGAUUACCAACGGUUCCAUUGGAAAAAAUUCAUACGAUUACUGGUACUGUAUCUCCAACAUCAUCGUUUCAUGAUCCAAUGAGUAAACCAAUAAUGCCAGUAGCACGUGUCACUCUUCAACGUACACUUGUUCGUGGUUCUCAUUGUCCAAAUAAUAAACAAGAUACACAACAACCUCAUAAAACAAAUCAACAAGAUCAAUCGACUGAUAUUGAUUUAUCACAAGCAAAUCAUCGAAAUGAACGAUUAAAACAAAAAUAUGAUUAUUCAGGAAAUUUAGUAUAUGCUUACGAAGAAACAUCAUCACCUGAAUGUCGCACAACAGAAUGGGCACCAUGGUCAUCUUGUUCAGUUACUUGUGGUCAUGGAAUAAAAACACGACGACGUACUUAUCUUAUGCCAGAUAAAGCUUUUCGUCAUCAUUGCAACGAAAGAACGUAUGAUAUGGUUUCAUGUCAUAUGGCAUCAUGUUUAUCAACAAAUAUGAAUGAUCAUUCAAGCAAAUUAAAUAAUUCAAUGUGCAUGGCAAGUGAAUGGUCAGAAUGGUCACAUUGCUCAGUGACAUGUGGUGAAGGUAUGCGUACACGAUCUCGUACAAUGUUAAAAGGUGGAGAUAAACCAGAAUGUCGAUCAGAAUAUCAAUUAAUGGAAAAAGAAUCUUGUCGUGGAAUGAAACCAUUAUGUGAACAAGGUCGUUUAACAGAUAUGAUAGAAAAAAAACGUAUAUGUAUGCAAUCAGUUGAAACUGGUUCAUGUUCACAAUAUGAACGACGUUUUUAUUUUAAUUUGGAUAUGAGUAAAUGUUUAGAAUUUGAUUAUAGUGGUUGUGGUGCUAAUGAUAAUAAUUUUCUUACACGUGAUACAUGUGAAGAUACGUGCGAUAUUUUAUUACGUGGACGAACAGAGGAUGGUAAAGAUACACGUUGUAUGACAUUACCAUGGUCUGAAUGGAGUGCUUGUUCAUCUGUUUGUGGACCUGGAACACAAAGUCGAUUUCGUACAUAUAAAGUUAAAUUUAUGGCUAUGGGAUUUUGUUCGGAACCCUUAGAAGAAUUUCGUGAUUGUGAUACAACAUGUGAUCCAUCACAAAUGUAUCGUUUAUCGGAUACACGAAGAACAAUGAUUAAAAAUAUGGAAAUAGCAGAAAGAAAACAAAAAUGUAUGCAACCACUUGAACCUGGACCAUGUACGAAAUUUAUUGAUAGAUUUUACUUUGAUGUAACAACACGUAAAUGCACAAAAUUUCAAUAUGGUGGUUGUCGAGGAAAUGAAAAUAAUUUUAUGACACAUGAAGAAUGUGGAGCUAUGUGUGAUGAACUUAUUCAAGAUCAUAAAUCAAUGGUUCAUGAUCCACGUUGUCUUGUUUCAAUGUGGACUGAUUGGUCAUCAUGUUCAAAUGCUACAUGUACUAAACCAGGUGUACAAAUACGAACAAGAAUGUAUGCAGAUAAACGUGCAGCUAUGACUGGUUUUUGUUCAGAACGUUUAGAAGAACAAAAACAAUGUACAAUUGAUUGUGAUAAUAAUGCAACAAAAAAUAAACAGAAACAAAUGAUGAUGGAUAUGCCAAAAGCAAUUCAUCGACCUCGUAAUCCAUGUUGUGCAUGUGAUGAAGCAAAAUUUCAAUUAACAUUUCAAGGUCUUUGGUCAAAACAAACACAUCCAAAAGAUUGGCCACCUGAACAUCUUCUUCAUUGGUCUGACAUAAUUGGAGCUACUCAUAGUCAAGAAUAUUCAUUAUGGAAUUUUGGUGAUAUUGCAAGUGAUGGUCUUAAACAAGUUGCUGAAUGGGGUGCAAUUGGUACAAUGCAAAAAGAAAUUAAAAAUCAUACAAAAUUUGGUGUUAUUCGUAAUGUAAUGAUUGUACCUGGUCUUUGGACAGUUAAUGUAAGCAAAUCAACAGCAGGUGCUUUUACAACUUCUAGAAAUCAUCAUUUCUUAUCAUUUGUUACUAUGCUUGGACCAUCACCCGAUUGGGUCGCUGGUAUAUCUGGUCUUGAUUUAUGUCUUCCAAAUUGUACAUGGGUGGAUAGUUACGAAGAAUUACUUCAUCCAAUUGAUGCCGGAACAGAUAUGGGUGUGAGAUAUAAUGGUCCAAAACGACCAGAAAUGACACGUAAACCAAUUUCACCAAUUCUUUCAAGUAAUAUUACAGAUAAUCGAUCACCAUUUUUUGGUACUCAACCACCUCCAUUUGCUAAAUUAACUAUUAAACGAGUGAUGGCACAAGGUGUAUCUUGUCCAAAUGGUCGAAUACAGCAUAGUGAAACAUCACCAGUUAUUGAUUUUGGUCCAAACUUUGUUGAUUUAAGUCGUACAAGUGAAGUCGAAAGUGAAAAAGAAGUUGCAAAAACAAACGUUGAAUUACUUGAUGAACAACCAACAGAUCCACGAUGUAUGACAUCACCAUGGGUAGAUUGGAGUCCAUGUAAUGUCAAAUGUGGAAAUGGUUUACGAACACGAACAAGAAUGUAUAAAAAUACGAAUCAUCAUGGAUGUAAUGAACGAUUAAGUGAAAGUGAAAUGUGUUAUGAAAGAAUGGGUGAUGAUUGUGAUGAUGAAAAUCAACAAGUUGCACCAUGUGCUGUGACAGAUUGGUCAUCAUUUUCACCAUGUUCAGUAUCAUGUGGUCAGGGAACAACAGAAAGACGACGAUGGUAUAUCAGUGAUAGUUCACAUAAUGAUCCAAAAUGUAAAGAUAUUUAUUUAAUUGAAAAACGUCAAUGUCAAGGUGCAGAUACAAUGAAUUGUAAUAAAGUUGAAAAUAAAGAUCGUUGUAUGGCCGAACCCGUUGAAGACAAUCGAUGCCGUGGUUUACAACGAUAUUAUUAUAAUAAAACAAGUAUGGCAUGUGUACCAUUUUCUGGUAUUGGUACAUGUCCUGCUCGUGGUAAUAAUAAAAAUAAUUUUGCAAAUCAAAUGGAAUGUGAAACUGCUUGUAAAAGUUUUCUCGUUCAAACUAAUGAUUUAUCAUGUCCAAUGAGUCCUUGGACUGAAUGGAGUGAAUGUUCAGUAACAUGUGGUUCGAAUGGUAUUCGUCGUCGUAGUCGAGUAUUAUUAAAUCAUCAUAAAACAGCUGAUGAAUAUCGUUGUCGAUCAUUAACAUUUGAAGAAACUCAACCAUGUCAUUUAAAUCGUUGUCCACCUACUGAUUGUGUUGUAAGUCAAUGGAGUAUUUGGUCUCCAUGUACAGGUUGUGGACAAGAUGCAGUACAAACACGUACACGUGUUCCUGUACGUCGUGCACGUAAUGGUGGUAAACGAUGUGGACCAUUAAAAGAAGAAAGAUAUUGUCAAACAACUGUAUCAUGUUAA